This is a messenger RNA of Naegleria lovaniensis, 867 nucleotides long. RefSeq lists its product as uncharacterized. The coding region runs from base 1 to 867 and encodes 288 amino acids. NCBI's taxonomy places the organism in Eukaryota, Heterolobosea, Eutetramitea, Acrasida, Naegleriidae. The record is from RefSeq and is a predicted model, not a curated record. The transcript has a single exon.
AUGCCAUCAAAUUCAUUAAGCGAGAAGGAAACCAUCUCGUCUGUGUUAGGAGAUGAUGUUAUUGCGAUCGACAUGGGACCAAAAACCAACAUCUUUCUUUUGAAAUGUCAUUGGGAGGAAGUUGACAAAACAACUCGUACAGAAGUAAAAAUUGAAUCACCCUCUGCCAUCGUCGAUGAAAUCUCGUCCAAUAAUAAGGUAUAUCAUACAAUCGAAACUCAGAAAAGAGGAAAAUACAUUCUCGUUGACACUGGUAAAACAGGAGAUCAUUUCAAACUUAUUCAAAAACUGGAAGAAACGCUUCACAUCACUCCAAAUGAUUUGUCCCUAAUUGUUAUUACUCAUGCACAUUUCGAUCAUAGUGGUUCGUGUUGGUACCUUCAAAAGCAUUAUCCUCAUGUUCCUAUUGCUGUGCCUUAUUUGGAGGCUGACCUGUUUCGAAAAGCCAUCUCGGCACCAUCCAAACCGACCAAUUUAUUGGCAAGAUUCACGAAGAAAGUGCUCGGAGAUCGACUGGGAUGUGUCCCCUUUGAACCUGAUUUAUUAUUUAAGGGAGGAGAACGUUUAGAUGACUAUGGUGUCAAAGGACGAGUGGUUCAAAUGAAAGGACACACGGAUGGAGGUCUUGUGGUGUUAUUAGAUAAUAAGAAGGCUGCUAUUGUGAACGAUUUAAUGGCAGGAAGUCUUUUCUCGUACGGACAUCCAAAAUUUCACAAUUUUAUCGAAGAUCCGAUUGCAAUUCUUACCAAUAUGAAAUCAAUCUAUGACGAGGGACAUCAAGUCAUUAUGGUCACUCAUGGUUAUGCCUUCACAAGAGAACCUUUUGGAGAGUGGCUCAAUAAGGAAUUAGGAAUAUUAAAUAAAUAA